CAUCAUCAAUUCAUCAUCAUCAGCUCCAUCUCGCGCGGUUCCUAUUGGCGACUAGGUUACUCGUAAGCCUAUAACUGGGUUUGUUUGACCUAUCUCUCAGAUUUUAUUUUUCCUGGAGAAGAAGAAAAUGGUGUCUGGGUUGAUUAACGAGAACCCAAUCAUUUACCCGAAGAAAGAGAGGCGUCUCCGAUCUGAUUCAAGCAAUACAGAUGAGUUUACACCUGAGCCAAUUGAUCAACUUGAGAUUUUUGAUCAUAUAAGAGAUAUCAAAGAUCCAGAGCAUCCUAAUUCUCUGGAAGAUCUCAGAGUUGUCACAGAAGACUCAGUUGAAGUGGAUGAUGAGAACAGCUAUGUUAGGGUUACGUUUACGCCAACUGUGGAACAUUGUAGCAUGGCAACCAUUAUCGGUCUUUGUGUUCGCGUGAAACUUCUACGAAGCCUUCCAGCUCGAUACAAGAUUGAUAUAAGGGUAGCACCUGGUAGUCAUGCAACAGAGGAUGCAGUGAAUAAACAACUUAACGACAAAGAACGUGUCGCAGCUGCACUAGAGAAUCCAAACCUCGUGGAGAUGGUCGAUGAAUGCCUGCUUCCUUCAGAUGAGUGAAUUGGUUUUACUCUCUUGUGAGCAAGUGAGUACACAAAGCCUGGUGGUCUCUCAGGGUACACUAUCCAUACAUGUCUCUGUUUUAUCUGCUAAGAUUUUGAUCCAUCACUAUCCAUACUAGGACUUACAUUGUAACUCUUACUCUGAUUUCAAGUUUGUUCCCAAUCAUUUCAAUAAAGUCUCAA
Capsella rubella is the source of this 789-nucleotide messenger RNA. Its product is annotated as protein AE7. Lineage: Eukaryota; Viridiplantae; Streptophyta; Magnoliopsida; Brassicales; Brassicaceae. The record is from RefSeq and is a predicted model, not a curated record. Gene Ontology annotation, biological process: iron-sulfur cluster assembly. The transcript is spliced from 6 exons. The coding region runs from base 128 to 604 and encodes 158 amino acids.